This is a messenger RNA of Oikopleura dioica, 678 nucleotides long. The record is from the annotation of a GenBank genome assembly. Lineage: Eukaryota; Metazoa; Chordata; Appendicularia; Copelata; Oikopleuridae.
AUGGGAGGAAUUGCAAAGAAAGGACAAAUGCUUAUGACCCAGUUCUUUGUCAAUCUUAAGCCAGACGAUGGUAAGACAAAUCUAAGAGGUCAGACAGUGUACGUGCACUCCGUUUCAACAAAUCAUCGGGAUCCUGAGAACAAGGAUGUUAGAUGCAGAGGAUUUGCAUUCAAGUUUCCCGGCCAGGAAACUGUAAUGGUCCCUGUUACUGGAAUAACAGCUGACCAUUCACCCAAAGACACCAAGUAUCAAGAAUUGAAAUAUGUGGCUUUACGUGAAGUUUUGCGCAGAGCUAAACAAAUGAAACUGGUGAAUUUUACCGUAAAAAUGCAAAUCAAAGUCAAUUUGAUCGAUGAGAAGUGCGAGAGAUAUCAGAAACUCAAAAAAGAAUGCGACAAGCUGAUCAAGGAACUCCGAGUGCGAACCAACUUUGUCAAAAUUAGAUUCAAAAGAAAGAUGUCUGCAGAGGAAAGAGAUGUCGAUGAAAAGGCAGGAUUUGCUUCGAGAAUUCAGUACAACACUUAUCAGUUUCCUGAAAAUUGGCGUGAUGAAGAAUUGAUGCAGCAAGUUCGAGAACAACCAUUCUUGGUUGGAUUCGAAGAGACUCCGAAGUUUCUCAAAGAAACCCUUGAUUGGGGGAUCACAAACGACGUUCUUUCUCGAUACUGGUAUCAGUAA